This is a messenger RNA of Frankliniella occidentalis (western flower thrips), 2336 nucleotides long. RefSeq lists its product as uncharacterized. The record is from RefSeq and is a predicted model, not a curated record. Lineage: Eukaryota; Metazoa; Arthropoda; Insecta; Thysanoptera; Thripidae. Bases 715 to 2169 code for a protein of 484 amino acids. The transcript has 5 exons.
GGCAGGUAAGUCGCGAAGGGACGUGCAAAGGGGGCGGGGGAUGGAAUGCAGGGAGAGCGGAGGAGAGAAGCCCGACCGGGCCGGGGUUGGCUUAUUUUACACGGGGCACAACGGUACGGCAAGUUUCGCGAAGCUGCCACUUUCAUGCCCUGUAAUUUCAUUCAGAGAUGGUACAGUGAGACAUUAGUCCCUUUUCAGUCGUCUUGGUGUUUACUUUACUCAUGAAAGGCAAAGCCAAGAAAGGUACUACCUAGGCUCUAGGGUGUCCCAUUUAGAUCCCGCACUUAACUUUUUAGUUUUGGUUACACUGUACCGUAUUCACGCGCCUACCCACUUGAACCACGGGACCCUGUCAAUGGAAAGCUCUAUUAGAUGUGCUGGAGUCUAUCACUGGAACGUUUUAAAUUUUUCCCCUUGGCGAAAAAGUCUUUGAAUGAGUGAAUUCAGAAUUAUUACAAGGAACAAAAGCCUUGGUUCGCCAACCCUGUUGGUUUCAACCUGUCACCCUGGGAAUCGUCCAGAAAGUACGUCCGUUUUUCUGACAUUCAACCGGCAAAUGACGGGAGCUCGGCGCCUGCGAGACUUGGGGUAGGCCGCCCCGCAGAACACGCGUGCACUGCAGACGAGAUGUUGCCUACCCACCAGGCGCUAUGAGAGGCUACAGAGGCUGAACUUGGCUGGUUCGUAUCGGCGCACGACGGGCGUACUUUCCAGAUGAUGCCCUAUUCACCGGGGCCCGGGCUGGGUGUAACCUUUGCUGUAUUGCGUGUGCUCGUGCUCGAUGCGUCACACACGGAUACGCGUGUCCGGCUGCGCCCUGGCCGUUGUGUCGCCUCGUCAUGUCGUUAUGCCAUCAGCUGCGCUGGAGGCGACCGGUGUCGCAGUGUGUCCUGCAUUUACAUGUCAUACAUUUACAUGUUGUGCGUCUGUCCCCGCAGUAGCAUGAUGGUGCCGCCCCCGCGGCCCCGAGCCCUGAGCGUGGUCGUCCUGCUGCUCGCCGGGUGUCUGGUGUCCGCGUCCACCGCGACACGCCAGCCGCACGUCAUCAACGGCUUCAAGCCUGCCGCCGCGGACCUCGCGGCCACCCCCGCGCAGCAGCAGGUGUCCACGCACCGCGUCGACGCCGAGCCCAGCGACCCCGCGGACGUGGACGACGCGGGUGUGCCCGGGUACGGGCUCAACGGCGGCCACGGCGACGUCACGCCGUGGCUGCCCUCCCAGCCCACCUGGCAGCUGCCGCAGCAGCAGGUGCCCCUCGUGCAGGUGCAGCAGGUGCAGCUCCAGGACCCCACCCGCGAGCCCGAGCCCAACAACAUGAUGAGGGUGAUCCACAACAGGCCAGGCUCCGGGCCGUCCCCGUCGGCCCACUACAUCGUGAACCGCCCGCCAGCCGGUGACCGCAUCGACAACCUCGUGGAGUCCGGGAAGCCGCCGCAGCCGCCCAAGAAGCCCAGCCGUCCGUCGGCCGGCGGGGCCUCGGGAGCCCCGGGCACCGUCUCGGAGACCGACAUGUACCUCCUCGGCGCCAUCGAGAAGCUCGUGUAUCGCGUCGACCACCUGGAGAAGCGACUCCGGCGCACGGAGGAGCUCGUCUACUACCUGAUGGAGGGCGCCGCGAACAAGCAGGACGCCGCAGAGCCCUGCCCCAAAGACUUCACCCGGGCCGGCCGGCACUGCUACCACUUCUCCGGGCGCGACCUCAACUGGAAGUCGGCCUCGUCGGCGUGCAAGGCCAUGGACUCGAUCCUCGUCGAGGUGAUCGCCCCCGAGGACAAGCGCGACCUCGUCAACUGGAUCACUGCGCAGCAGGAGUUCAGGGGCCGCGACUUCUGGACGGGGGGGCUGAACCCCGGCCUGCUGUGGAUCUGGGCCAACAGCGCGCGCCCCGUGUCCUCACCGGCGCAGAACGGCACGGGCGCCAACGCCGUCAAGAACCCCGGCGCCGAGGACAUCCCCGGGAACGGGCGCUGUCUCAAGCUGGCCUACAACCCGGCCACCCGGCAGUACAACUACCAGGGCGGCGACUGCUCGGCGCGCUUCCGCUUCAUCUGCCAGAUCGAGGAGCCGUCCGCCUCGCGCGCCCUCUCCCGCAUCCACAAGUCCCUCAACAUCCACCUGGACGGCGACUCGGACCCGCCGCCGCCCGUCUUGACCGCCCUCGCGCCCUGAGCAGGCGAGGCGGAGCAAGGGCGUGACCGAGCUUGUAGUUUGUCUAGUCAUGGGCCGGCCGGCGCACCGGUGACACAUCACGGGGGGCGAAAGUGAGGGGAAGUUUGUUAUUUUUAUACUGUGCGUCUUCUAUAAUGCAGACGAUUGUAAGUUAUUUUCUUUAAUUU